Messenger RNA from Photinus pyralis (common eastern firefly), 3482 nucleotides. RefSeq names its product zinc finger MYM-type protein 1-like. The coding region runs from base 675 to 3317 and encodes 880 amino acids. The transcript has 2 exons. The record is from RefSeq and is a predicted model, not a curated record. NCBI's taxonomy places the organism in Eukaryota, Metazoa, Arthropoda, Insecta, Coleoptera, Lampyridae. Gene Ontology annotation, molecular function: protein dimerization activity.
CGGAUUUAAAGGGGGGCGAAGUGGGCGGCUGCCCACGGGCCCCCACAUACUGAGGGCCCCCACAUACGCUUUACCAUCAACCAUGUACGUGUACCUACAAUUAUUUUAUUACAGCAAACCAAGUAGUUAAUGCUUUUUAUAACUCUCCAUAAGUCCAUACUCAACUAAUGAACUAAAUGAGAGAAGUAAUAGGAAAUUUGCAAUGUAUGCUUAGGUUUAUAAAAUAAAUUGUUAAUUUUGUAAAUGUAGACACAUCGGGAUCGGAAAAUAAGAUGACAAACAAAACUACAAUAAUAAAGAAAGCCCGAAGCCGCUCCUGCCGCUCGGCGCCUCCACCUUCGGCCUUCCCCUUCCGCUACUUACUUACUUGGCUUGGUGUUGGUGUAAUAUGAUAUUUGUUUAGUCUAGUCGUGUGUCGUGUCAGUAUCAAAGUCUCAAGUCUGCACUCUGCAGUGGUCAGUGCCACUUUAACUUUACUUGAUAGAUAUUAGAAUUCGAUAUAAAUUAAAAUUGUGUAGGUGUACUAGUGUAGUCGUGAAUUUGCUUGAUGUAAACACUAAACAGUUACACACGUAGUCACGUACACGUUCCAAAUCGGCAAAUAUCCUAUCAUUUAUCAUCUUACCAUUCAAUAAAAAACGGAUUUUACACGCUUUUGAGUUUUGUUGGGCAAAAUGGAACAAGGCGAUCGCCACAAAGGAAAACGGACAUACAAAAGCGGCGCGGAAAAACGUAAGCUAGCCGAAAUAAAAGAAAAAAGCAAAGCAGAUUUGAUUGCCAAGAUACCUCGGAUUACAAAUUUCUUACGUUUAUCACAUCCUAGUACAUCUCAGCAGCAUCAGCAUAUCCAAGAACAUGAGAAUAGUGAACUCAUUACAUCGCAAAUGAAGCCAGAUGAAGAGAUUGAAUUAAUUGAAAAGGGUAAGGGAAAUGUAGAAAUAGAACAAUUGCAACCACCUUCUGUUCUAAAUGUGAGCGUAGAUGACGAUGACGACAGUGUGAGAAAUGAAAUUAUAUGUAAUGAAUAUGUAAAUGACAUUGGUUUAUGGCCAACAAACGUAUCACAUUUGAUCGAUUACUGGUCGAAGGUAGGAACUUCUGCUCUCCAAAAUUGUAAUGAUGAAAUAUUCAAAGAAAAAUCAUUUAAACAAAUCGUGGGGUCGGGUGCGAAUGUGAAUGCAAGACGUUGUCAACUGAGCAUGUUUAAACGAAGAAGCCAUAACGGUGAAAUGAUUGAACGUUCUUGGUUGUGUUUUUCGCCAUCCAAUGGGCGAGUAUACUGCUUUGCAUGUAAAUUGUUGUCUUCGGCAGAUACUCAGUUUAGCCGCGAUGGAUAUUGCGAUUGGAAACAUGCUAGUAGUAGGCUAGUGGCGCACGAAAUAUCUAAACCACACCUAAAUGCUACUAUAGCACUAGUGCAGCGUUCUAAAGAGAUGGGUCGUAUUGAUGCUGAACUUGCAAGGGAAGCAAAUAACAUUAAAAACUAUUGGCAAAAUUUGUUGAAGAGACUUGUUAGUGUUAUCAAGUUUAUCUGUGAACGUGGACUAGCGCUUCGUGGUGAUAACGAAUUGAUUGGUUCGCGCAAUAACGGAAAUUAUCUAGGAUUGGUAGAGCUAAUAGCACAAUAUGAUGACUUUCUUCAACAACAUCUUAAAACCCAUGCAAAUCGUGGGAGUGGUCAUACCAAUUAUCUUUCGUCAACUAUUUGUGAGGAAGUAGUCCAACUCAUGGGAAAAAGUGUUCUUGAUGAAAUAAUUUUCCGAAUUAAAAAAUCAAAAUAUUACUCUAUUUCACUGGACUCUACACCGGACGAAGGCCACGUCGACCAACUGACCGUAACAUUUCGUUAUAUAGAAGGAUGCACACCCGUCGAAAGGUUUUUGUAUUUUAUGCCAAACCAAGGUCAUAAAGCACAAGACAUGUUUGAUGGUUUAAUGCAAUUUUUAAAUACUCAUGGUCUUGAUAUAAGAAACUGCCGAGGACAGUCAUAUGACAAUGCGUCAUCUAUGAGUGGAAAAUACAACGGUCUCCAGGCAAAAGUUAUGCAAGAAAACAAAUUAGCUACUUGGGUCCCUUGUGCAGCCCAUUCUUUGAAUUUGGUUGCAAAGGCCGCCGCUGAAUGUUGUCCUGCUGCUGUAGGAUUUUUUGAUUUUUUAGAAGAGCUGUAUGUUUUCUUUACUGGUUCAACUCACAGAUACAACAUUCUUGUCGAUUCUUUGAAAUCAGUAUCGGAUGGUUUUGGUGAGAAAACCGAAUCGCGUCAUUCUCGAAUAAUUAUACCUAAACGUGUAACUACCACUCGAUGGGCGUGCAGAUCUGAUGCAUGCGAAGCUUUAGUUAAAGGUUACGAUCAGAUUAAAAACGCUUUAACACAAAUUACGGAUGAUGCAGAACUGACGCCUAAGAGCCGCUGUGAUGCAAAUGGAUUAUUCAAUCGAAUGUGUAUGUUAGAAACGGGAAUAUAUGCAGUAUUUUGGUGUGAAAUAUUAGACCGAACCAAUGCUACUAGCCAACUACUUCAGCAAUCUAAGCUCGAUCUUAACUCUGCCGUAGCUGCCUUAAAGUCUUUAAAACAGUAUGUUUCUAUGAUGCGAGACAAAUUUUCUACAUAUGAAGUUCUUGGUGCGGAGAAAUCCGGUACAGCAGAUUAUGGCCAUCACAGACAACGAAAACGCAACGUGCGCCUAAUUCCAUUAGAUUACGGACUAACACCUGAAGUUGAACUUUCGCCUUCCGAGAAAUUCAAAAUUGAAAACUACAUCCCCGUUAUAGAUCAAUUUACAUCUGGUUUAACUCAAAGGCUCACUGCGUAUGAAACAAUUUGUUCUCGAUUUGCUUUUCUACGCCACAUAGAAGAUCUAAGCCGAGAGGACCUAGAAAAUAAUGCAACAAAUCUUGUGAAUACUUACAGUGACGAUCUGGAAGGGAAUUUAGGUAUUGAAUUAGUGCAAUUUGCAGAAUUUUUUAAAAACUUUAAAGACGACACCAGUGUUAAGUGCAAACCUGACUCCGAACUUAGCAACGAACACUUGAUGUAUAAAAUAUUAAUAGAAAAUGACUUGAAGGUAGCUUUUCCAAAUGUAGAGAUAGCUUUGCGAAUAUAUCUUGUACUGAUGGUCACCAACUGUACAGGAGAAAGGUCAUUUUCAGAUCUUAAAAUUAUAAAAAACAGACUUCGUACUUCAAUGACUCAAGAACGUUUAAAUAGCCUAGCAAUAAUGAGUAUGGAAUAUGACAUAUUAAGAGGUUUAAAAUUCGAUGAUGUGCUUGCAUCAUUUGCAUUGCAAAAAUCUCGAAAGGUGCCUGGUCUAAUAUAGUUUUAAAUAAAAAUUCGUUUAAGAAAUAAGAUGUGCCUAUUUAUUUACAAAAAAUGAGCAUAAUCAUAAUUUACUUUACUAAUUGCAUUUAAAGAAAUAGUAAAUAAAAUGGAAAAAGGGGGCCCCACAGUAUAUCCGCCCACGGGCCCCACCGUUAUAAAUCCG